AUGGCACAGAAAGCUCUCAAAACCCUGGCCAGUCGCAAUGCAGCUGUGCUUACUCGCACCCAUCUUAUGUCAGCCGCAAUCCAUAUCCUGUUCAUCGUCCUACACCAGGUGUUCCAACGACCACGCUCUCUGAAGCCGUACUUCUUUCUGGCUCUCCCGACCCUGCUUAUCGAAUUCUACCUUGACAAAGUUGGACGCCCAAGCUAUAACGAGGAUGGCUCCUUGCGCUCAGCUGGUGAGGAUUUGAAUGCCACCGGCUUGACUGAGUACAUGUGGGAUGUGUUGUAUUGGACCCUAGGCUGCAUUGUUGCGGCCUGUGUCUUCAAUGACCGUGCUUGGUGGCUUUGGAUCGUCAUUCCUGUUUACUCUGUCUACCUGGCCUAUACUACAGUCAUGGGCGUGAAGAAAGGCUUCGCAGGCAUGGGUGGUGGUGAUGAGGGGGAGUCCGAGGGCGCAAGGAGCAAGAGGGAAUUGAAGAAGGAGAAGAGGGGAGAUCGACCCAAGCACCGGACUCGUUGA
Molecule: messenger RNA, 519 nt
Organism: Penicillium longicatenatum
Lineage: Eukaryota; Fungi; Ascomycota; Eurotiomycetes; Eurotiales; Aspergillaceae
Product: SND2/TMEM208 family protein
Exons: 2
Coding region: 1-519 (172 amino acids)
Biological process (GO): vacuolar protein processing
Cellular component (GO): intracellular membrane-bounded organelle
Source: RefSeq, a predicted model, not a curated record